Molecule: messenger RNA, 6024 nt
Organism: Osmerus eperlanus (European smelt)
Lineage: Eukaryota; Metazoa; Chordata; Actinopteri; Osmeriformes; Osmeridae
Product: neuroblast differentiation-associated protein AHNAK-like
Exons: 5
Coding region: 103-5718 (1871 amino acids)
Biological process (GO): regulation of RNA splicing
Cellular component (GO): cytoplasm; nucleus; costamere
Source: RefSeq, a predicted model, not a curated record
GAACCACCUUCAAUACAGUCCUAAGAACUGUAAGCAAACGGCAUGGACAGGUGUUGCAGUCCUCUCUUACUGUCAGAAAACCUGAUGUAAAAGAAAAAUUCCAUGGACCUGGAGUUUUCUCAUCAUUCAGCACUGCAAAAAUAUACCAAGACCAUGUUUCAGUCAGGACAUCGUAGAGGGCGGAGCCUCUGUGAAGAAUUGACACUUGAGGAAACAGAAAAGGGGGUAUUGGUUGUCUCAGGAAUCAAUGACUCCUCAGCUAACCAGAGGCUACAAAAAGGGGAUGAAAUUGUGGGUGCCACAAUCCACUUUGACGAACUUUCAAAAGCUGAUGUGCUAAAAUUGUUGAAGCUCAUUGAACCUUUUGAUGAGAAUGUUGAAUUAUUAUCAAAGAAAACUAAAAGGCCCAGUAAGAGCUUGGGGGCCUUGGACAGAUGUGUCAAAGCCCCAGAGGAGAUGCUGAAGGAUUCAUACAAUAGACUCUACCAUGACAAGAUUAAGAAGUUUAUAAAGGAUAACAUGUGUGUAGGUGCUGGGGAAGGCUCUAUUAACAGAGAGUUUAAGCCUAGACUCAAAGAUAACAUUGAAUCUUCCAUACAGGGCAUGGACACAAAUACGACUAGAGUAGAUGCUCCUAACUUCAUACACUCUCCAGUCAUUGUGAAUGAUCCCAGAGGAGAGAAUUUAUUGCAUGUUGAGAGACCAGAUAUAGAUAUCAAAACAUAUGUAAAUCCACCAAACAUUGACACUCCAUCAACUGAUCUGAAGAUGCCAGGCCUUGAGCAAACUCACAUUAGCAAUGGUUUAGAUGUUUCUUUGCCCAAAGCUGACCUCACAGUGCCUGUCUUAGACCUUACCGCUCAAAAAGACAAAAUUCAAGACAAAAGUUGUUAUCCAGAGGAGAGUACUAUCACUUUCACAGCUUUAGAUAUUUAUUCUCCAAAACUUGAUACUGAAGGAACAGCCAAGAAAUUAAAGAUUCCAAAUUUAAAGAUGCAAGACUUUGGGCUCUCCGGACAAAACAUAAAAAGGCCAGGUUGUAAAGUUAUGACAUCAGAUUUGAGUCUCCCACGUGUGGAUGACCUCACAAAAUCUAAACUAGACCUCAAUGCACCAUAUGUUAGCAUGCAAACGCCCAAAAGAGUCCAGUCCUACAAGAAAAAUCCUGACUUAAACGUGGAUGAUCCCUCUGGUUAUUUAGAGGUAUCAAAAGUUAGACUAUCUGCCAGAGAGCCAAAAGGUAUAGACAAUGAUACCGUUUUUAAAAUUCCAGACAUUGAUAUCAAAUCUCCUCUGAUUGAUAUUCAUGACCCAAGAUUGUUGAAUGCAGAUUUACCAUCGGUAGACGCAAUACGUCUCCAGACUCCAGAUAUUACUUCAGGAAUAUUUGGAAUACAAUCGAAUAAGAAACCACAAAUGGACCUUAUAUCUCCAGAUGUACUACAUGAUGGCCCUUUUGAACUUGACUUAUCUGGCACAUUGCUAAAAAGAUCUGAUCUGGACAUUGAUGUCAAUACCUUAACCCCUAAAGCUCCUCAGAUAAAAGAUGGGAUUUAUCUUUCAAAUACGAGUUUAACCAAAGUUGACACCAAAGUCUCAAAGUUGGAUAUGAAUACUCCAGAUGUUGACCUUAAUUACCCUUCUGGAAAUUGUAUAAAAAUGCCAAACAUUAAGGUGCCUAAAUGUGGCCUGUCAAAACCCCAAGAACAAAAUAAUGUUCGAAACCUAGCAGAACCUACCAUAACUUUAUCUCCAAAAGUUGAAAAAGAAAUGUCAAGUCCAAACUUCGACAUAUCUACGGUUGACCUUACAUGUCCUGACAUUGAUGAUAGCCCAUCUGGAAAAUUCAAGAUUCUGGACAGUUUUAAAAUGUCAGAUAUUAGCCUAUUUGGUCCAAAGGUUACGGGUCCUGAUUGUGAGUUUAUUCCAGAUUGUGAUCUGUCAGCCCCUCAGCAAAAAGGAGAAAUUAAUCGCCUAGAUUUGAAUGCGUCUGAUUACCUAAAAGGGACCGAGAUAGACCUUACUGCUCCAGAUUUAAAUAUCAAUAUGCCUUCAAUCAGUUUCCCAACCUUUAAUAAACCUGACAGUAAACUAAGUGAUUCUGGUAUCAAAGCUAACACUCCUUCAAGUAAAUUCAGAAUGCCUAAACUAUUUGGUACACUGUCCAAAAAAACACCAGAGUUAAGUCUCAAAGCUCCAACUAUGAAAAGUGGGAUUGAUGUACCAGACUUACCAAAAGCCAACCUCAAAGAACUUGAUUUAGGUACAAACACCUCAAACAUAGACACUGAUCCUCUCAAAGGUACAUUGAAUAUUCCCAAACUGAGAAUGCCCAAUUUUGAGCUCCCAGGGCAAAGAAGACCCAGAAAUGUUGACAUUACUGGACAUGAUGUUAGACCAAACUUGACGAAAGGACUACAUAUUGACACUUAUGGAGGCAUAGGGAGUUCAAAUGCAGAUACUAAAACACCCAGAGUCAACCUUAAAGGUCCCAAAAUGGGCCUACAACUGCCAGAUGUUGAUUUGGGAAGCCCAUUAAGCAAACUCCAGAAGCCUGAUUUAAAAAUCGAUAUAGGUGUAAAAACACCCGAUUUAAGCCUCAAAGAACCUUAUCUGAAAGGUGGUAUUGAUGUCUCUGACUUGGAUUUACCAAACAUGGAUGUGAAAGCACCUCAAUUAGAUCUUAAUACUCCAAAUGUAGACAUUGGUUCACCUCAGACAAAAUUCAAAAUACCCAAACUGAAAAUUCCCAAAUAUGGGAUCUCAGGUCUUAAAGGGCCAAGUGUGGACAUAGAUGGAGCUCUAAAUGCACCUGCCUUUAACAUUCCUGAUCUUCACCUCUCAGAUCCAAAGCUCAAAGGCAGAAUAAACCCCCCAGAUCUGAAACUGCCAACAGCUAAUCUGAAAGGCCCAAAACUGGAUGUCAAUGCCCCAAAUAUGAACUUAAAAAUGCCCUCUGGUAAACUCAAUGUACCAACCUUGAAGAAGCCUAAAGCGGAGCUCCGUGCUUUAGAUUUUGAUGUUGAUCCCCCCUCUGGAAAGCUGAAAAUGGCUUCAUUUGGUUUCUCAGGAAAACAGCCAAAAAUAGCAAAUAUGGACAUAGAUACAGGUCUGAAAACACCCAAUUUAAGUCUCAAAGCCCCUCAUAUGAAAGGUGGUAUUGAUGUCUCUGACUUGGAUUUACCAAACAUGGAUGUGAAAGCACCUCAAUUAGAUCUUAAUACUCCAAAUGUAGACAUUGGUUCACCUCAGACAAAAUUCAAAAUACCCAAACUGAAAAUUCCCAAAUUUGGGAUCUCAGGUCUUAAAGGGCCAAGUGUGGACAUAGAUGGAGCUCUAAAUGCACCUGCCUUUAACAUUCCUGAUCUUCACCUCUCAGAUCCAAAGCUCAAAGGCAGAAUAAACCCCCCAGAUCUGAAACUGCCAACAGCUAAUCUGAAAGGCCCCAAACUGGAUGUCAAUGCCCCAAAUAUGAACUUAAAAAUGCCCUCUGGUAAACUCAAUGUACCAACCUUGAAGCCUAAAGCAGAGCUCAGUGCUUUGGAUUUUGAUGUUGAUCCCCCCUCUGGAAAGCUGAAAAUGCCUUCAUUUGGUUUCUCAGGAAAAGAGCCAAAAAGACCAAAUAUGGACAUAGAUACAGGUCUGAAAACACCCCAUUUAAGUCUCAAAGACACUCAUAUGAAAGGUGGUAUUGAUGUCUCUGACUUGGAUUUACCAAACAUAGAUGUGAAAGCACCUCAAUUAGAUCUUAAUACUCCAAAUGUAGACAUUGAUUCACCUCAGACAAAAUUCAAAAUGCCCAAACUGAAAAUGCCCAAAUUUGUGAUCUCAGGUCUUAAAGGGCCAAGUGUGGACAUCGAUGGAGCUCUAAAUGCACCUGCCUUUAACAUUCCUGAUCUUCACCUCUCAGAUCCAAAGCUCAAAGGCAGAAUAAACCCCCCAGAUCUGAAACUGCCACCAGCUAAUCUGAAAGGCCCCAAACUGGAUGUCAAUGCCCCAAAUAUGAACUUAAAAAUGCCCUCUGGUAAACUCAAUGUACCAACCUUGAAGAAGCCUAAAGUGGAGCUCAGUGCUUUAGAUUUUGAUGUUGAUCCCCCCUCUGGAAAGCUGAAAAUGGCUUCAUUUGGUUUCUCAGGAAAACAGCCAAAAAGAGCAAAUAUGGACAUAGAUACAGGUCUGAAAACACCAAAUUUAAGUCUCAAAGCCCCUCAUAUGAAAGGUGGUAUUGAUGUCUCUGACUUGGAUUUACCAAACAUAGAUGUGAAAGCACCUCAAUUAGAUCUUAAUACUCCAAAUGUAGACAUUGGUUCACCUCAGACAAAAUUCAAAAUACCCAAACUGAAAAUGCCCAAAUUUUGGAUCUCAGGUCUUAAAGGGCCAAGUGUGGACAUAGAUGGAGCUCUAAAUGCACCUGCCUUUAACAUUCCUGAUCUUCACCUCUCAGAUCCAAAGCUCAAAGGCAGAAUAAACCCCCCAGAUCUGAAACUGCCAACAGCUAAUCUGAAAGGCCCCAAACUGGAUGUCAAUGACCCAAAUAUGAAUUUAAAAAUGCCCUCUGGUAAACUCAAUGUACCAACCUUGAAGAAGCCUAAAGCAGAGCUCAGUGCUUUAGAUUUUGAUGUUGAUCCCCCCUCUGGAAAGCUGAAAAUAUCUUCAUUUGGUUUCUCAGGAAAACAGCCAAAAAGAGCAAAUAUGGACAUAGAUACAGGUCUGAAAACACCAAAUUUAAGUCUCAAAGCCCCUCAUAUGAAGGGUGAUAUUGAUGUCCCUGACUUGGAUUUACCAAACAUAAAUGUGAAAGCACCUCAAUUAGAUCUUAACACUCCAAAUGUGGACAUUGGUACACCUCAGACAAAAUUCAAAACACCAAAACUGAAAAUGCCAAAAUUUGGGAUCUCGGAUCGUAAAGGGCCAAGUGUGGACAUAGAUGGAGCUCUAAAUGCACCUGCCUUUGACAUGCCUGAUAUUCACCUCUCAGACCCAAAGCUCAAAGGCAGAAUAAACCACCCAGAUCUGAAACUGCCAACAGCUAAUCUGAAUGGCCCCAAACUGGAUGUCAAUGCCCCAAAUAUGAACUUCAGAGGUCUGGACCUCACAAGGGCUGGAUCAGAUAUUGAUUUUGGCACAGUAAUGACCAGUCGUUCACCAGACAUGAAUAUUUCUCUACCGAAAGCUAAACUACAUGUUAAAGACAUUAAGGACAACUUAGCUAGAACAAAACUGAGUCCCCCAAGGAACAGUACCUCUUUUGUGGACAAUGGUGUGGAUCUAAGACUUGCAAAUCUCAACGCUGCUUCAAACCCUAAAAUGUAUGUUCCAAAGAGUUAUGAAAAGGAGCUAGUGAAUUUGAAUUUGGGCAACAAUGUUGACUCUCAGGGACGUGAAUCUCACAAGGAAGCGGCAGUUAAUGAAAUUGAUCAGACUAAAAUGAGAAGAACAAAAAUGCAAGGUCCCCAAAAAUCUGAAUAUGAAAAAUGUAUGUUAAAUUUUACAAAUGACAACAAGAGUCCAGAAGAUUUUGAAGGAUAUUACGUCACAGUCCCUAAGCAACUAAAAUCAAAUGUUAGAGGACAGACUGGUGUAGCAGGUAGUAAAGAAUCAAACCAAAGGUCACACACACACGGAGGGCUUGAUUUUACUGCUUCAAGUCUAGACCUUGAAGUUCCUGAACAGAAUGACUUGAAAGGGUCAACAUUCUGGUUUUCAAAGCUUAUUUAAGGUUAGCGUUCAAUUUGAGGUUAAAUUUGGUAAAAAGACGUUUACAUGUAAAGUGAAUAUGUAGACUAUUUGAAAUUGUGGUGGCUGUUGGUGCAAAGCACAUGAAAGUCACAUGGAAGUCCUUGGAAAAAAAGCAGAAUUAUAUCAGUUAGAUUUACAUACUUGUUUUAUUUUAGGAUUUUUAUUAAACAUACAUUAUGCAUAAACUGCCAUUCUGAGAGACAAGACUGUGACAGGAAUACUAACAUUGGCAUACUUGCACUUUCCUGUGAAAUUAAUUUGUAAUUAAAAUAUGACUAUGAACUU